AUGGUGGUGGAAAGCGUUCUUUGCAUGAAUCCAGGAGAUGGUGAAACCAGCUACGCCAAGAAUUCAUUCCUUCAAAAAACAGUGCUAUCAAAAGCUAGGCCUAUCCUAGAAGAUACCAUCAAGGACAUGUUCAGCACCGCCCUUCCCACUUGCUUCAAACUAGCAGACUUGGGCUGCUCUUCAGGACCCAAUACUCUCUUGUUCGUUUCUGAAAUCAUGGACGUCGUUUAUGAGCUUUGCCAACAACUGAACUGUAAACUGCCCGAAUUUCAGGUGUUUCUGAAUGACCUUCCAGGGAAUGAUUUCAAUGCUGUUUUCAAGUCGCUGCCAUUGUUCUACGACAAGUUUGGAAAAGAAAAGGGAGACUUGUAUGGACAGCACUGUUUCAUAACAGGAGUACCUGGUUCUUUCUAUGACAGGCUCUUCCCAAGCAAGAUAACUGGAAUGCCUAGUUAA
Messenger RNA from Populus nigra (black poplar), 456 nucleotides. Its product is annotated as probable methyltransferase TCM_000331. Gene Ontology annotation, molecular function: S-adenosylmethionine-dependent methyltransferase activity. Gene Ontology annotation, biological process: methylation. The record is from RefSeq and is a predicted model, not a curated record. The transcript is spliced from 3 exons. NCBI's taxonomy places the organism in Eukaryota, Viridiplantae, Streptophyta, Magnoliopsida, Malpighiales, Salicaceae. The coding region runs from base 1 to 456 and encodes 151 amino acids.